Molecule: messenger RNA, 1925 nt
Organism: Chara braunii
Lineage: Eukaryota; Viridiplantae; Streptophyta; Charophyceae; Charales; Characeae
Source: the annotation of a GenBank genome assembly
UAACGCAUCCUUCAGUAUGUCCUUCACAGCUACCACCAAGAGGUGAAGAAAGUCAUAGAUGCAGCCCAAGGUAGCUGGGAGAGAUUCAAGGAGGGGAUGCAGAGGAAAUACCGCCUGGGAGACCGAUUGUUGACUACCGCGGACCUUGAAGCGAUGAAYAAAGAGGAUUUUACGACGAUAGGGGCCUUUGUGCAAGAAUUUAAGAAGAGGGCGCGGAAGGUCCAUGGGAUUUCAGAGGAAGCACAGUGCGCCAUCGUCCUGGGGCUACUCACGACAUCGGAGGCCGUCGAGUUGACGAGAUAUGGAGGAGGUAGCACUAAGCUCACCUGGGCCACCAUCGAUAGAGGGGUGGAAGUGGGAUGUUUGGACCAGGUCGARCAACGUYAGGUACGCCUGCAAAGGCAGAAGAGAAAGGAAAGAGAUGCGACUGCUUCUGGGACCCCGGGAGUAACAAGGAUUGUUACAGAUGUAUUGGCGCAGCUAGGGUAUGCGACAGAGCCGGUGGUGCAAAGGAGGGUGGUGACGGCUGUCAAAGUGAAAGGAAAGGAGCCAGUGAUAGAGGAGGCUGUUCAGGAGGAGCUCUGGGAAGAGKAAGAACCGGUGCCGCAGCACCUGACAAAAGUCCAGCGCAAAGUGCGUAAUUUGGCGCAGGGCGGACAGGGGUCAGGAAAAGCGCAGGCACCUCAGACCCGGGCAGCAGCCCCUUUAAAUGUGGCGGCCCCAUCAUCUAGUACGGGUCCCUCGCAAGGCGGGGCGCCCUCCUACGGACAGUGGCCCUGGCCGGUGAUCAACGCAAUUGUGCCGUGGGGAAGCCCGCCACCAGUAGCCGGACUGCAAACGAGUAUGCCACCGCCCAUCUACCCCGCAGCCCAGGCCCAGCCUAUGGCCCCGCCGCCGUCACCUGCUCCUAGUUCACAGGGCAGUGUGGCGGGAGGUGGRAACCAGGGGCAAGGCGAUCAAGGCAACGGAGGUAGGGGUGGAGGAAGGGGCCGAGGCAGGAAUGGCGGCGGAAGGGGAAGGCAAUGGAAUGGCCAAGGCCAUGGGUACCAAGGCCAGGGGAGUCAAGGCCAUGGGUACCAAGGCCAAGGGAGUCAAGGCCAGGGGUAUCAAGGCCAGGGCUAUCAAGGCAAGGGGUAUCAAGGCCAGGGGGAUCAGGGAAGUCAGGGGUAUGGAAGGCCCCGUUUUGACUGGAGGACGGUCAUCUGUCAACAUUGUGACCAACAAGGUCACACUAUAAGGUUUUGUAAUCUAAGACGGGAGGACGAGAGAAGCGGACUAAUUUCCUCUACUAUGGAUGGGAAUAUCUAUGAUCAGUUUGGGGAGGCCAUYGACAGAAGGCUUGGAGGAGUGAGGGCUGAAGCCCAACGAAGAGCGGCAGCUGGGCCGCAACCCCCUGCCAUGKUCAGGCUAUGGCAGGAAAAGGUGGAACSCCUGAUUGGGGAGGAGGAAGUAGGGAGUGAUGAAGAAGUGUUUCAAGGGCUACUAGGAAGAAGUAAAGAGGAAKAGCCCAUUAUCACUGAGGUARAAGACGGAAAUAAGGAGGAAAGAACGGAGCCUCCGUCAGUCUUAUAUGGGAAGAUGGAAGRCCUGCURGAUAAGAUGGGGAGGUACCAACGRAAGCUGGUGGGYCUCUGUGAGGAAGUGAAGAGAUGGAAAUCUAGYRUCCCCAAGGUGUUCCUCUACGACUCCGGUCCGGAAUCAGCACCUGGGCGACCCGGAGUAAAUGUGGUGGGGUCAUGCCCACAAUCAGGAAUGAGGGAGGGUCCCACGCCGCCCCGUGCGGUGCCGGACCGAUUGCGCCCGACAACGCCCCUAAGGGUGGUGACAGCCCCUUAGGGAAGCAAGCUUGUGCCCCGCGGGAACCUGUCCUGUCGUAGGGGACCGCGGGAUGUACAACUGGCGCACCCGGCUAGAGCGGCGAAAGG